Aphanomyces astaci is the source of this 653-nucleotide messenger RNA. RefSeq lists its product as hypothetical. Gene Ontology annotation, molecular function: serine-type endopeptidase activity. The transcript is spliced from 2 exons. Gene Ontology annotation, biological process: proteolysis. Lineage: Eukaryota; Oomycota; Saprolegniomycetes; Saprolegniales; Verrucalvaceae. The record is from RefSeq and is a predicted model, not a curated record. Bases 1 to 582 code for a protein of 193 amino acids.
AUGUGGCUGGGCUCAAGACCCUCGACCGUUAAUGAGACCGAGUACGGCGACAGUCUGAUCGCCCCCAAUGUCGUUUUGACAGCGGCGCAUUGUUUGAGUGGUAAAUUACGUUCUGUGGUCGUGGGUACGCACUAUUUAACCGGUUUUGCCGACGGGGAACUGGCCAAUGUCACCGAGGAAAUCAAACACCCCAAUGACAUCGACGUGGGCAUCGUAAUCUUGGACCGCAACAUCACGACCAUCCAACCUGUGGCGGUGUCGUUCCGGGGGACGUGCUCACUUGGUGGCCCCAAAUCGCGAGUGCUCAAGGAGCUCAACUUCACGACCUGGAGCAACACCGCGGCCUCGGAUGCGUUAUUCCCCAUCCCAGUGACCGAUACGAUGUUGGGUGCUGGAGGGGUGAAAGGAGAAGAUGCGUGUACCGGAGACUCGGGGGGAUCGUUGACCAUCGAAGAAAAUGAUACCGUGCGCUUGGUGGGGGUGUCCAUCUGGGGCUGUGGCUGUGGUCGGCGCGGCAAGCCAGGUGUCUAUGCACGCGUCAGCGCUGUUCGUGACUUCAUUGAACCGUACUUGCCGAAGUGAGUCAAACUUGCGCGUGUCAUAAUGAAAGCGAGCGACAUGGCCAACAUGCAACCCACUUGUACAUACAACCG